Ochlerotatus camptorhynchus is the source of this 1259-nucleotide messenger RNA. Its product is annotated as proton-coupled amino acid transporter-like protein CG1139. Gene Ontology annotation, molecular function: L-amino acid transmembrane transporter activity. The coding region runs from base 39 to 1238 and encodes 399 amino acids. The transcript is spliced from 5 exons. The record is from RefSeq and is a predicted model, not a curated record. NCBI's taxonomy places the organism in Eukaryota, Metazoa, Arthropoda, Insecta, Diptera, Culicidae. Gene Ontology annotation, biological process: amino acid transmembrane transport.
CAUAAAAUUAUUUUAGAACCCUCGGAAGCUUCAUUCAUAUGGUUAAGGGAUCAUUAGGAACAGGAAUUAUGGCCAUGCCACUGGCAUUCAAGAACGGUGGUCUAAUAUUUGGUUCAAUAGGAACUGUUCUAAUAUGCACUAUCUAUGCUCAUUCUGUUCAUUUACUGGUCGGUACAUCUCAAAAACUGUGCAAGAAAACUCAAAUACCGGUACUAGAUUACGCUGGAACAGCCCAUAAAGCUUUCGAUACUGGACCCCCUCGGAUACGACCACUUGCAAAAUAUGUGUCAGUGUUCAUCGAUUGGAUGUUGGUAAUUGAUAGUAUCCUGUCGAUUUGCCUGUACAUAGUCUUCAUAGCGCAGUCAGUGCAGGAUGUAAUUUAUAACCAACAGGGACUUGAUUGGGACACACGAAUCUACAUCCUGCUGCUUCUGAUUCCAAUCAUUGUGAUCAUACAAGUCCGAGAAUUGAAGCAGUUAGUUCCAUUCACAGCGGUAGCCAAUAUGCUGAUCAUUGCCUCCUUGGGGGUGUCUCUGUAUUUCAUCUUUAGUAAACCAAUUUCACUAACAGGCAAAAAUAUGUGGCCCCAAUGGACAACUAUACCUACUUUUGUAAGCACUGUACUGUUCGCGAUCGCAGGCAUCAAAACAGUUCUGCCGAUAGAAAACAAAAUGAAACACCCAAUAGACUUUCUGCGCCCAGCGGGAGUCAUGCAAAGUGCUCUUGGGCUUCUCACAAUGCUCUACGGGGUGACUGGAUUCUUCGGAUACACUCAGUAUGGAGAGGACACCAAGGGUUCCGUUACUCUCAACUUGCCGAGUGAUAGCGGAUGGGCCGAAACCACCCGGUUGCUCUCAGCCAUCGGUAUCCUUGUUUCUCUGGGAUUCACCUUAUACAUCCCGAUGGAAAUCAUCUGGCCACGAUUGGAGCAAAAGAUUCCGCUAAAGUGGCACAAUUUGGGACAGAUUACCAUUCGAUCAGCACUGGCGAUUUCUAUGGUUGGAUUUGCCCUGGUUGCUCCGAAAGUGGAAUCAUUCAUUGGAUUGCUGGGAUCCUUUGGAACCGCUAUACUGUCGGUUUUGCUUCCAGUUACUGUGGAUUUGCUGUACCGCUGGCCAAACGAUUUCGGCCGCUUCCGGUGGAAGUUGGUUAAAGACAUCAUUCUGAUAUUGUUCGGACUUUUCGUCCUUAUCGUAGGUACGUAUUUUGGAAUAUUGGACAUUGUUGCUAUUUACUAGUGAUGAAACAAUCAUUUUUAC